AUGUCUACGUUAUUGCACAGCCGCGAGAUUGGCGGCCGUGUCAACCACAGGAUACAGUCCCGGACUUCUCUUGAUUUCACCCAUGUCAAGUCGUGGAAGGGCGCAUCAAAUGAUGUCAUUGUCCUGGCUUGGUCUGAAGAUGGGACGAGGUUCGCAGUAGGUGCGGCUGCCCAGUGUGACGAGCAUAAUAUGCAGUACAACCGGGGCAACAACCUCAUUCUUGGUGAUUUGGUGAGUAACUCACUGAAAGCACUCCCUGAUCACCGGAUACCACGACCUCUGCCUGCAAGUGCUGCUUCACAGCAUGUGUAUAACACGGUUGACCCUCACCUGUAUAUGAGUGUUACUGCCGUCCAGUGGUAUGGCGACACGCUCUUUACAGCAAGCUACGACAAUACGGUCAAGUUAUGGGAUGUGUCAAGCCAUGCUGCUGCGCGUUGUGUCAAGACUCUGCAUCAUAAUUCCAAAGUCCAGGUGAUGGCAAGGUCCAAUUUCUCGCCGAACCUGCUUGCAACUGGCGCGCAAGCCUUUGGCGUUUGGAAUAUCGAGAGCCGGACUUAUAUGCCUCUUGAUGUCGUCCGAAGGAACCCAACUAAGAACCUGGAAUUGAUUCCAUCCUCCCUCGCAUGGGGAACAAGUGAGGCUAGCAAACAUUUCCUGGUGGGUGGAAUGUCUGGGAGAGACACAGAGAAUGGGGAUACGUCGCGCGAGGGCCAUAUGGCCGUAUGGCGAGUGAAUGAAGCCUCUAUCAGCAGUGACCAGCUGUUGCCGAACGCCCAGAAUGUCUUUGAUGUCACCUGGCAUCCGAGGCUCCCCUUAUUCGCAACCGGUAGUGCCGCACCGUUGCUGCGAAGUGCAACGACCGCCAAGGAUACCAGAUCGGUGGUCCGUGUAUACGACCCGCUACAGGGGAAGCGCUGUGCGGUGGAGUUCGAUUGUCCCGCCUUGGACAUCAACGACGUUGAAUUCUGUCCACUGGACCCGAAUUACAUGACCGCUAGUUGCACUGAUGGCGUCACAUACGUCUGGGACAACCGUAACCCGUCAGAGAUCUUGCACAGGUUGCAGCACGGGGAACCGCUUAACCAGUUGGAUGAAAAUCUAACCAGGGAACAAGCAGAUGUCGGUGUCCGAGUGGCACUCUGGGGCGAUCAUGUGCAACGCUUCUACACCGGUGGUUCAGAUGGACGCCUAAAGGUUUGGGAUAUUCUCCGGUCCCCGGAAGACGCUCAUGUCCAGGAUGUAGUGACUCUGGAGGAGGAGAUUAUGUGUGCUUCAUUCUCCGGAGACAAGACCAACAUAUUGAUCGGAGACGCUGCGGGAGGAGUCCACGUGCUGUCGUCAGCUCCAUUUGAACACAGUAGCUGCAUGAAAUUCGAGCAUGCUGGUGAACCGUUUGAUGAUAUGGAAGAGCAAGAAGAGUCGGCUGUGAAGAUGGCGGAUAGACUGCUAUCAUCCGGUCAGCUGGUGCGGCAUCCGGUGUAUGGAGUAGGCCAAGGACCUCUCUAUAACGGUCCCUAUGCUGCCUGGGCUAGGCCCGCACACACGCCCACCGAUCUACUCGGGAUCACUCCCCUUACAGAGGACGUACAAGCGCUCCAACUCGACGGUCCUCCUGUGGAGAGAAGACGUCAACUGGAUGUUCGGUCUCGGCAGUAUGUGGCAGCGCAGAUCCGGCUUGCCCGUAUCCGGAACGAGCGACGGUCUCUUCAUAAGAGAAAACGGGAUACAUCUUGGCCUGCAAAGGUGACCCUGGCUCCGGAGAAUCUCAUUGAUCUCUGCAGUGACGAAGACGAGGAGGCACUCGCGCACCGGCCACGCCCUCGAAAAGCUAAAGAUCGCACAAUAGAACCCAUUAUCACUCAGAUAGUGGAUGUGAUUGAUUUAACUGGAGAUACCGAUUCUGAGGACAUUGCUGUUGGCAGCAGUGAACCUAUGGAUACGAGCGAGGUCGUUGGGGAAGAGGACGAGCGACUUGAAGCGCUGGAAGAAGACUACUGGUGGCCGGACAGCGGUGCUGUAGAUGCCAAUAUCCAGGAUCUUGACGAUUAA
Paecilomyces variotii is the source of this 2052-nucleotide messenger RNA. Its product is annotated as WD repeat protein. Gene Ontology annotation, biological process: regulation of actin cytoskeleton organization; TOR signaling. Bases 1 to 2052 code for a protein of 683 amino acids. Gene Ontology annotation, molecular function: protein binding. The transcript has a single exon. NCBI's taxonomy places the organism in Eukaryota, Fungi, Ascomycota, Eurotiomycetes, Eurotiales, Thermoascaceae. The record is from RefSeq and is a predicted model, not a curated record. Gene Ontology annotation, cellular component: TORC1 complex; TORC2 complex.